UUAGCGUCGUUUGCUUGUGAUUGUGUUUGUGUGCAUACUGGAUAGACAGAUAGGGUGACGCCACCCAGUGCCCAGUGGCAAAUAACGUCCACAGUGAGCGUUCAGUGUUUGAGAAUUUGCCGCAAUGGCCACACUCUCUUUUCACUCCAUUCCUUUCUCUUCUUCUACACUCCCCACUCCUUCCUUUUCUUCUUCUUCUUCUUCACUUGCUUUUCGCACCUUCUUCCCCUUCCAAAAUUCCAAGCUUUUUCUUCCUCGGCGGGCACGCACAACCUGCAACAACACCAACAACAACCGUAGAAGUAGGUGGUUAUUCGUUACCAAAGCUGUUGAAGAAGAGGUUCAACAACAGCAACAACAAGAAGAAGCCACCACCGAACAACAACCCGUUGUUGUUCCCGUUUCUCCGUCUGAUACUCUCACCAUGUUUUUUCAGGCAGAGGGAACAAUGAGUGAAUCAGCCAUUCCAACCGUAUCCAAGGCCUUAGAGGACAUAGAGGGUGUUGCAAGUUUGAAGGUUCAGGUUCUUGAGGGACUCGCAACUGUUGAGUUGAAGAAGCAGACAACUGUCCAAGCAACAGGUGUGGCUUCUAGUUUGGUGGAAACAAUACAGGGUUCGGGUUUCAAAUUACAGACACUGAAUCUGAGUUUUGAUGAAGAAUAUGUUGCAGCUGAAUAAACUAUUGUGUUAUUUAAGAACACCGGAGAUGGAGAAAAUGCAUCUAAAAAUUAGAAGGGAAAAAAAAAGUGUGUAUUUAUUUUUCCUUGUAAAAGCCUACUUUCAUAUUGCUGACCGAAUGUAGCAUGCACAGUUGAACGUGACAUAAUUUGGCAACAACUAAAUGUAGUGUUGGAUCUUAUUUUUGGCA
This is a messenger RNA of Arachis duranensis, 869 nucleotides long. RefSeq lists its product as uncharacterized. The record is from RefSeq and is a predicted model, not a curated record. The transcript is spliced from 4 exons. Gene Ontology annotation, molecular function: metal ion binding. Gene Ontology annotation, cellular component: chloroplast. The coding region runs from base 125 to 679 and encodes 184 amino acids. NCBI's taxonomy places the organism in Eukaryota, Viridiplantae, Streptophyta, Magnoliopsida, Fabales, Fabaceae.